AUGGGCAUAAAAAGGCGGAGAAGAAGUUAAUGAAAAAUACAAGGAGGGGUUGGAGGGAGGAGGACACAGAGAGAGCUCCUGUGAGAAAAUUCCGAAGACACAAGUUGUUUAAUCAUUGUCCCCUGUGUGACAAGUAUGUGCACAGCAAAUUCAAUUUAGGGGUCAGAGCUCUUUUAGUUUGAUGGUUGACGAAUUCAGUAGUUAGCUUAUUCAGUGUCAUUCAGCCUCAACUUUGCACAUCCCAAAAUUUCCUCGACCUCCUCAAAUGUGUCUAAGUGAGGACUGUAAUCUUCUCCUGCUGGAUCAGUGAGCCAGAUGACCAACCCUACGCCCCUUCACUUUUUCUACAAAAUCAAGGGGAAGAAUGUGUGUGUUCUUAUGCUACUGUGUGUUCCCCUCUCCAUGAUGGACAUUCCUGGUCCUUGCAAACAUGCCAUAACAAUGGACCACCUACUUCAACUAAAACAACUGAUGACUAACCAGUUGCGGACUGGCUGUUCAAUCACAUAUACAUUCAUCGAAAGGAAACACCUGAGUGUGGUGUGUUAUGUGAAGGCUUCUUUGCCAAGGGUGCUGGAAUUGCUAAAUGUCCACUUUAAAUACUUGAGAGGAUCAGGCAGUGCCCAAGCAGUGGUCUCCAUCCAGAACCUCAUUCUCAACAUCUACUCGCAACACUGCAUACCUUCAAUAAAUGAAGAACUGGAGGAGGACCCUGUGUCAUUUGAGAGGCAGUACAAUGAGUCUCCUGUCCAGGCACUACAAAGAGUAGAGGAGGUUCUGUCCCUCUACUUGCACAUCAUCACAACCACUGACACUCCUCUUAACUGGACCUGCGAGCAAGAGUACAGCAGCAACACACUCCCUACUGUAACACAGCUAACCACUAACACAGAGACUGCGUUGGAGUUAUUCAGGCAAGAUCCUCAGGGGUCCUCCAGCAAUGAUUUCUACAGGCUGGCCUUCAUUGUAGUCUCCAUCUGUGGAGGAUUUCUCACCCUACUUACUGUCUACUGCCUUCUAGAGAGAAAGAAACUGCUGAGUCAACUUCAAAGAGCAAGAAUGUCAUCAGACUGGGGAUCACAAGUUGUUGAAAACUUUGAAGCAGAAGAGCAAGAAUAUGAUUCUUUCACAAACAAGACACAGUUCGAAGCAGGCUUUGCAGUAAAAGGUGAUGCAGUGCCAACUAUAUUGGACCCGACAGGGAUGUCGCAACAAACAAGUGCCAGAUGUCCAAUCCACAACGGUUUGGGUCUCACCUCUCCACUGAUUUCAAACUGAUGUGAUGGUUCUACCUGGAUAAUCAAGACACCAUCAAGAGCGAAAUAGACUGCCUUACACCGUAAGAAGGCAACUACGACAUCAAAUGAAACAGAUUUUCAAUAUGUCUGAUUUUCAAGAUCACUAAUGCAGUAUUUGUACGACCUUGUACAUAUGUAAAUAUUGAAUACUAUUACAACAAAAUUUGUCUGAACUACUGGAAAGGUCUAGUUGUCAAAGUUGCAUGUCCAAUAUUGCUAAUCCACAAUGCAACUAAAAACUUAACUACACUGGGAGCACAAGGAAAAGCAGUAUCAUUAUAUUACAUUUAACAGAGUGGAUUUGAUUUGACCUAUGCAAUGUUGAAUUCAGAUGUUCAAAAUUCAUUUGUCAGCCUAAAAUAAUGCCAUAAUUGUUAAUAUGUGAGCAGUAUCUUACAGUAAAGGCUUAAUAGUUAAUACUGAACAAUUUCAUUCAGUUUCAAUUAUAAAGUAAAUAUAUAUCUUACAUUUAAGGAGGUUAAGGGUAUUUACCCACAACUGUCUUAAGACAAAGACUCUUAAGAUAACACACAAACUGUAAGUUUUGGAGAUCCUGUAUAUGAGACAAAAAGUGGACAAAAGGUUAUUUUUUAUUUCAGGUGACAUGAUGAUAUGGAAAUGCUGAUUGUGCUGAUGACUAAAAGUAUUGCAGUGAAGAGCACAUUUUACAAAUCACUUUAGAUAAGGCAGUUUGCUCUUUCGAAUACAUAUUACUGUUGCUAUAUAGUACUGUCACUGUGUUUUAAAUGUUUAUCAGACCGCAAAUCCAUUCAGAAAAACAUAUGUAUGCAUUACAAAGGAAAGGGGAAACCAUUCCAGAUAUCAAUAUUUUAAACAGCCAACUUCAGCCUUUUGAUUUGUAUUUUAUUUCUGUCAAACCUCCUGUUAGACUGUGCAUCAUCUUGUUUAGCUAAGCAUUGAACAUGAACAGAUUUCUCUCCCUUAAAAGCAAACACAAAUAAAAUAAAUGUGGUGGGAUUUUAGGAUGUCUGCUAAAGAUUAUUACAACUACACUCAAAGGAAAGAGUCUUUAGUUAGAAGAAAACAGGACGUGGCUUGUGAAACAGAUUUGGAGUCCUGACCUCCUCUACCAUAUACAUACAAAAAAUUUAUUUUCCAAAACAAUUAAAUGCUACUAAAUGGAAGUGGCCACUAAAAUACAAAUGUGCAAAAGUAAGUUCAGCCGCAACACACAGUUCAGUUUGCAGAUUUAAACUGAGAAAUGCACUUUAUGUAUUUGUUUGUAUUUAAGUGGUCACUUCAUAUUUAUACAAAAUGCACAUAAAGGCAGCAUAAAAGUAAUCCAUAUCUUCUGAAGCAAUAUGAUGUGUGGGUCAGAAACAUAUCAAUAUUUUAGUCCUUUUUUACUUUAAAUUUUCACAAUAUUCUUUUGUUUUUGGUGAUUCGCAUUCUUAUUGAUUACCACCUACUGUGCAGGGAGAAUUUAUAGUAAUAAAGGACUUUAUUAUUGAUCUGUUUCUCACCCACACAUAUAUCACUUGUGAAAAUAUAACUUAACCACUUUUUUGCUGCCUUUGUGCAUUUUUGGAGCUUCAGAAUUUUGGCACUCAUUCACUGGCAUUCACUUUUUCUAAAAAUCUUCAUUUGUGUUAUGCUGAAAAAGAAAGUAAUACACAUCUGGGAUGACAUGAGGGUGAGUAAAUGAGAGAAUUUUCAUUUUUGGGUGAACUAUCCCUUUAAUGUUUGCCAUCCAAAUGGUUAAAAUGAGGACAUUUCAAUUAUUCCAUGUAAAAACAGUUAUAAAGUAAUUUAGAGGGAUAACUAAAAUGUGUUGGUUAACAAUCAGUUCUAUUUUUAUAUAAGGCUUGUGAUAUAUUUGUUAUAUCUUAAUGUUUGUUCCACCAAAGACAUUCAGCAAAGAAUUAAAAGUGGGCCAACCACCCAAUCUUUCUUAUUCUUCAAAUAAUUUUGGUAGCAGCACCUCUUUCUUCCCCACUCUUGUUCUUUUGACAACCUUCACCACAGUUGUAUGUAAACAUUUAUGCCCUGUUUAAGAAUUAGUAGUGUUUUUCCUCAAGAGCAUUUAUGGUCUGCUAGUCAGUUGUCUCUUCACAAGGGAAAUUAUAGUUUGGCUCUUCACCAUUAUGGUUUUAUGAGGAGACUAUAUUUUGACUGGUUCCCAUAAUACCAAGCAAGAGAGUUAUUUCCUUCAAUCAUGUUUUAAAUAGACUUUUGGUAUACCCAAUAUUUUGGAUUGACCAAAUGUUGCUUCUCAAGCUACCCAACGCAAGAGAAAAAGCAAAAAAGUAUUUCUUUCUUGCUGUGCUAAAGGCACAUAUUUCAAAACUGUUGAAGUCUUGAUAAAUAACUUUUUCAGUGAUUGUUACAGUGCUAAAACAGGUGUCAUGCAAUUUCAGAAAUAACCAUUUCCCAAUGAGUUGCAAUAUUUCCCCCCUGGAUUUGUUUUACAGGGCAUUAUUUACCUUUAUGAGGGCCUAUUUUUUCCAUUUAAAUAUAUGCUGUUUGUCAUCUCAUGUCGAAUACUUACAUAUAUUCUCAAUCUGAAUCUCAAAUUAUGUGAAAUUGUGUAUAUCUAGGUCUAAUAUAGAAUACAAAGAAAUAUAUCAGAUAAAAAAAAAUAAAACAGGAAUUCAUUGUGGGGGCAUUUUUUGCCAGAACAUUUUAAAUUGCGGGCACAUGCGUCACUUUUGUUGCAUUUUUUGCCCCGAACCCUGGUUUAUUUCUGACCCUAGUGUCAUGACAUGCUGACUAAAAAGCAGGAAAAAACAAAAAAAAAAAACCCACAAAAACCCACUCAAAGCCUAGCAGUGAUUAAAUAAUUCAGCUGUGAUCCUGUACCAAGAAUAAUUCUAAUUCUUUUUGUGAUCGUGUAAUAAUGAAUCCUAUGAAUGAUAUAAAAAUGUAAUGCACAAACAGAUAUGCCCAUAUGUUAUACAAGAAAUAAACAUUUAAUUUUGUAAUUCAGGAUCAAAAAAUUUUGGUUUUCAGCAAAUAUCAAUAUUAACAAAAAAAAAAAAAAAUUAAACACAUUGUUUUUGUCACCACCAAAGCACAUUUCAGCCAGUUAAUGGUGGUUUUAGACUACAUGGCAUAACAGGUUCACACUUCACAGCUCCCUCUAGAGGUGUUCUUCAAUCUUAAUAAACAUUGCUAAAGAUGUCAACCCUUUUGACAUCAACAAAAACAAAGCCAAACUCAUUUUAUACAGUGUUGUGAAAGUCUUUUAAUUGAUAGUAGAUUUUAGAAAAAAAUCAGUUCUCGAUUAUGAAAAGUUGUCAUUUCAAGUGGAUUUAGAAAAUUUAACAGCUUAAGUAGACUGUCUGCAUUAAAGAGAAAAUGACUUUUUUGGUUGUCUUUUGUUGUUGCUUGAAAUGAAAGAAACAGACAGGAUAUAAAGCAAGAGUUCACAACAGUGUCUAUCAUAAAAGAUUAAGUCAGAUGAAACCUUUAUGACUUAAACUGAUUUUUUUUUUCUUUUUUUCCCACCAUACUAGGCAAUGAUAAAAUAAAAAAGCAGAAAUUUAAACAAACAAAAAUCUUCAAAAGAAAUACCUUUAAAACACUAGAAUAUCCUUCAAGACUGGUUUUAGGAGUCCGGAUCCUGUCUAGAAAGGGCACUACAAGUGUUAAUUGUCUUAACUUGACAAUUGGCCAAUAUACACUGAUCAGCCACAACAUUAAAACCACAUGCCUAAAAUUGUGUAGGUCCACUUCGUGCUGACAAAACAACGCCAACUCGCAUCUCAGAACAACAUUCUGAGAUUAUAUUCUCCUCACCACAAUUGUACAGAGCGGUUAUCUGAGUUAC
Messenger RNA from Myxocyprinus asiaticus (Chinese sucker), 5088 nucleotides. RefSeq names its product colony stimulating factor 1b (macrophage) (gene csf1b). Gene Ontology annotation, cellular component: membrane. Bases 316 to 1278 code for a protein of 320 amino acids. The record is from RefSeq and is a predicted model, not a curated record. The transcript has 10 exons. NCBI's taxonomy places the organism in Eukaryota, Metazoa, Chordata, Actinopteri, Cypriniformes, Catostomidae. Gene Ontology annotation, molecular function: growth factor activity; cytokine activity.